Molecule: messenger RNA, 294 nt
Organism: Linum tenue
Lineage: Eukaryota; Viridiplantae; Streptophyta; Magnoliopsida; Malpighiales; Linaceae
Source: the annotation of a GenBank genome assembly
AUGGAGAUCUCAGAGAAGCUGUUGCUGCAAUACAAGUACCAUUUUGCAGCUGCAGCCGUCGCCUCCCUUUUCCUCUCCUUGCUGAUGUAUGCAGCUCCGAGCCUCCUCACGAUCCUCGCAUACUUCCUGCCUCUCCUUGCUUCCACAACUGUGUUUCUGAUCUUGAUCAUGGCCUUCGGUGGUGUCUCGAGACUGAAUAUCGGUUCGAAUCAUCAGCAACAUGGUCAGGGGAAUGGUGAAGGGCUCCUAGAUUAUGUUGCAGGCCGUCCUGAUGAAAACCAUUAUGCUCUGUAG